This is a messenger RNA of Gaeumannomyces tritici R3-111a-1, 2946 nucleotides long. RefSeq lists its product as hypothetical. The record is from RefSeq and is a predicted model, not a curated record. Bases 1 to 2946 code for a protein of 981 amino acids. NCBI's taxonomy places the organism in Eukaryota, Fungi, Ascomycota, Sordariomycetes, Magnaporthales, Magnaporthaceae. The transcript is spliced from 4 exons. Gene Ontology annotation, molecular function: metal ion binding.
AUGUCCUCGUCGCACCUACACGAUGGCGGCAAGGUCAUCUGCGAUAACCCCAUUCGAUCCCCGCUCGACGGGCGCUCGUACCUCCUAGAAGAGCUCGGUAAUGAUCUCAGGGUCAUGUGGAUUCACAGUCCCGGGGCUGAGAAGUCCACGGUGGUGAUGAACGUCGAGUCUGGGGCCUUUAACGACGGCCAUAAAAAGGGAGAUAUUGCGCAUGCCACCGAGCAUUUCCUCUUUAUGGGAUGCGGAAAGUACCCUCGCAGAGACGAAUUGGAUGAACGCAUUGCCAAGCACGGUGGGAGAUCGAAUGGAACGACUUCGGAGACCAGAACCAAGUUUUGGGCGGAAAUCAACACCAAAGCGGCAGACGAGAAGGCCGGCGCCAAGAUGGAGGAGGUUUUCGAUGUCUUGUUUCAACAUUUCAUCGAUCCCGCUUUCAAUCCCGACACAAUCCAGCGCGAGAUCAACACAAUCUCGAACGAAUUUACGCGUCAGGAACGAGAAGACUUCAUCAGAGUUUCGCAUCUGGACGGAUCACUGUCGAACCCGGAGCAUCCCAGGUCCUGGGCGUUCCUAUCCGGGAACCGCAAGUCGUUGGGGGACGUGGAGAAGCUCCUCCCAAAGGUUAUCGAGCACUACAAGAAAACCUACUGCGCAGGCCUCAUGCGGUGCGUUAUGGUCUCCCCACUGCCCAUUAAAGACUUGCAGGACAGGUUCCGGGCCACCCUCGCCGCAAUCCCCAACAGAGGGCUCAGCAGAAAGGUCUGGGACACCAUCCCCCGUUUCCUCGAGAAAGACCUGGCCACGGUGACGUUUGUGGAGCCUGUUACAGACGUGGACAUACUGGGCAUCAAGUUCUACUUCCCUGGAAAGGAAGACGACGGCUACUCGGCCCGUGGGGCGCAUUCACUCCAUCUUCUGACACAGAGGGCAGAGGGAAGUGUUCACGACGUGCUCACGGGGAAAGGGCUGAUCCACACUCUUGGCGGCAAACUGUCGUACGAGCAUACCAACUACCGCGAGAUGUCGAUUUGGGCGCAUCUGACAAAAGCCGGGGUCAAGAACUACCAAGACGUGGUCCAGGAAGUAUACCACAUGAUCGCCCUUAUGAAGGCCGCAGGUCCGCAGCAGAAACGGGUGGAAGAGGUGACGAGGCUCGAUCACAUUCAUUUUUGCACCAGCCAUACCUCCGACUUUUCCCUUGCCCAAACAGUGGCCGACAACAUGCUGCGCCCAUACCUCCGACCUGAGAACCUUGUUUACGGCAGCAACGAGAUCUCGAUCGGGAGCAUGUUUAACGCCGAAGACAUCGUCAAAACCUUGGGCUUUUUGCGGCCUGAAAAUAUGCGCCUCAUGCUACUCUCGAAGGAGGUAAAAUACCUGGCCGUCCAAGAAGAGAAAUGGUAUGGGACAAAGUGGGGGGCCCGUAAGAUAUCGGCCGGCGACAUGGCCAAGUAUACCGCCGCCGCCAAUCUACCCCUCGACCAGCUGCCUUCCGAGCUCACGCUGCCACCGCCGAACCCGCUUAUCACCCAAAAAGACUUUGAGGGCGAAAUGCUCGGGCUCCAGAGGGGCAGGCAGGCGCAAGCACCGGGGACCGCCGAUGAGGAGGAGAAGCGGCGGCCACCGCCCAAGGCCCUGCAGACGGGUAAGAGCGACAUCUGGUUUGCACCGGGCGAGAAGCCGUGGGCCGAGCCCCGAAUCAAGAUCAACAUGCGCAUCCGACCUAACAAUGUCUUUACCGACGCGGAAUGUGCCGAAAAAACAGGUCUGUUCUUGGAAUCGGCCCUGCGCGCUACCGCCCCUCUUUCCGACCGGUUCGGCAAGGCAGGCAUGAGUUAUUCAGCCGGCCACAUGGAGGACAGCCUUAUUCUUUCCGUUACUGGGUUCAAGGACGUGAUCCAGCCCAUGUUGAUGGAGCUUCUGCCGGCCUUAAGGCACCAUCAGCCGACGGAAGCCGACUUUAAUGCGAUCAAGGAAGAUUAUCUCCAGCGGUAUCAAAGCGCAAGAUAUAAUGACUCUAUGGUCCAAAACAACGACCAUCUCGACCUACUCACCUCCGAGCAUGGUUUUACGCUGGAGCAAGGAGAAGCGGCGCUGAAAGCCAUCACGUUCGAGGAUGUACGGAAGUGGGGAACCGCCAUCUUCAACACGGCGCAAUUCCAGUUCUUCAUCAGCGGCGACAUAACCGAGGCGGAGGCGAAGGAAUUGUGGCCCAUCUGCCAAGAACAGCUAGCGCUCAGCUGGCGACACGGUGAGGAGCCGCCACGGAUCCGAGCCAGGCUACCCCCUUCGGGCCGCAUCAGCCUUUUCAAGCGGAGCACGGUCGACCCCAGGAAUAAAAAUAGCUCCGUGAAUGCCGUCAUAUUCUUUGCCCCUAGCCGUCGGGCCCAGUAUAUUGCUGCCCCAACGCUCCUGUGCGCCGUCGGGGUUUACGUCGAGUGUUCCAAACACUCGUGCGUGGAGGCGGCCAAGGUCAUGAUCGAAUUCAUAAAAGAGGCUCCCGGCAUGGUGGAAAAUCUUAGCCCCGAGGAAUUUGAAACGUACAAAAAGGCCUGCAUGGAGGCCAGCGACAAAAAAAUCCAAACGCUCGGCGAAUACCACCAGUGGGCGUGGACUUCGAUCUACAGACGAAUCUAUAAUUUCCAUGAGCCCGAACACCUUGUCGAAAAACUACGGGGAGUCACACAAGGCCAAGUGGUCGACCUGGCCAAAAAUAUGGACGUCUCGUCGCCCGAGGGCACCCAGCUUUGGCUCUUUAUGGAGGCACGGGAGCGGGAGACGGCCGAAGAGAACCCGGCCUACAUCGAGCUGUUCCCCAAGGGCAGAGAGGUCGGGUUCGUCAAGGGCGUGUCCGACUUACCGGACCUAAGCGCCCCAGAGGAGGCCGUGGAGAACCCGGAGGACUUUCUUGUCAAGCCUGGAAACCGUGCUGACCGGUUAUCGUGA